Molecule: messenger RNA, 1770 nt
Organism: Danio aesculapii
Lineage: Eukaryota; Metazoa; Chordata; Actinopteri; Cypriniformes; Danionidae
Product: interferon-induced protein with tetratricopeptide repeats 5-like
Exons: 2
Coding region: 151-1596 (481 amino acids)
Biological process (GO): defense response to virus
Cellular component (GO): cytosol
Molecular function (GO): protein binding
Source: RefSeq, a predicted model, not a curated record
GAGUUCACCCGUUCUCACAGCAGUUCAAAGACAGCAACUGUAUCUAACGGAUAUGCAUCUUUGUUCAGGAAAUAAAAACAGAAAGUACAGCGCUGUAAAAGCCAGUGAUCUUUAAACAUCAUUUGCGCAUAAUUUUCUGCAAAGAAAAUAAUGGCAGAAAAAAGUUUCAUCCAGGACAGUUUAAAAAAGAAACUGGAUCAGCUGGAGUGCCACUUCACAUGGGACAUUAAAAAAGACGAUCUAGACUUCACGAAUCUCCGCAACAGACUUGAGGAACAAGACAAGCUGGAUCUAGGAAGUGAGGAAGGAGCUGCACGAGCACAGUGCUCAAUGGGAUAUCUGAAAUUCCUUCUUGACUGCAAAGAAGAAGCCCUUACUCACAUGUCGAGAUCAGAGGCACUCAUCAAAGAAAACUUUGCAGACAACAAUGACAGGGCUCUUAUUGUGACCUAUGGAAAUUUUGCCUGGAUAAACUACUACAUGGAGAACUACACUGAGUGCGAAUGUUACCUAAAGAAGCUUCAAAACAUGUAUGAAACAUUUCCAGUUGAAUCUUCAUCUGUUCCAGAGGUACUUGGGGAGAAAGGAUGGACUUAUCUUAAAUUCUCUCGUAAAUAUUAUGACAAGGCAGUAGAAGUUUUCCAGAAAGCUGUGGAACUGGAUCCAACAAAUAGUGAGUGGAAUGCUGGUUAUGCCAUCGCUCUGUAUCGCACUGAAACUAGUCAGCCUACUAUAGAUUCACCUGUGAUCAAACAGCUGAGACAGGCCAUUGACCUGAAUCCAGAUGAUGAUGUUCUGAGAGUCCUUCUAGGAUUUAAACUUUUGAAUUUUUCUAAGGAAUUGAUGAAUGAGUCUGAGAAAUUGAUUGAGACAGCUUUGAAUCAGUCCCCAGAACAUCCACAUGUCAUGAGAUACGUUGGAAUGUUCCUUAGGGAUCAGGGAUCUGUAGACGGUUCUAUUGCACUUCUGAAGAAAGCACUUGAAAGAUCACCACGCUCGAGCUUUAUAUGUCAUCAGUUAGCAACAUGCUACGAGAAGAAAAAAAUUAACUUAUUUACAGAAAAUUGUUACAAAGCUGGAGAUCAUGCUCGAAAUCAAAGUAUAUACUAUUUAGAAGUAGCAACUUCCCUAAAACCUUCAUUUAUCGUUGCAAUGUGUCAGCUCGGACUUCAAUACGGAGAGAGACAUGAACUGCAUAAGGCAGAGGAACAGUUUGACAAAGCAUUUGAGACAGCAAAAGAUAAAAAUGAGCAUCUGCAGUCAGUCCAUUUUUAUUAUGCCGAGUUCCAGCAAUACAGUAAAAGACAAGAGGAUUUAGCUAUUAAGCAUUACAAGGAGUGCUUGACAAUGAAUCCAGAUAGUAGUGAGGGGAAAAGAAGUGCAAAGAAAUUGAUGAAAAUUGCCAACAAACAUCUUAAAGAAAAUCCAAGUGAUUGGAAAGCCAAUGAAAUACUUGGAUUACUUUAUCAAAUGAAGGGUGAAAUGUUCGGGGACACCAAGAGCUAUGCAGGAACAGGAGAUGAAGGGAACGAUGAAUGCCUCCACAAUCUUUUAGAGAUCAACUGCAAAAUAGAAACUUUGUACAAGGAUGCAUAAUUCAUUUUGAAAUAGGACCUUUGGGUUAGAGUGUACAGAAAACACACAAGUUUGUUAACAUUCAUUACACUUUAUCUGUAAGAAAUGAAGCACUCAGUCACGUUUGCAUUAUUUUGUAAAUUGAUUUCAACAAACUUGAUUAAAAUAACGAUUUAGCAGAAAACGGCAUGUUUU